GCAGCUUUCGAGACAGCAAGCUUUGCGAUAACUGCGGGCAAUUGUUCAGCUCCGAUGCUGAUGUUUGUAGGAAUUGUGGUCACAAGCGGCAAAGCUCCGCUGAGAUGAGAGAGGAGAUGAUCCUGAACGCCAAGGAAGAUGUGCGCGUCAGCGUCUUCAAUAAACUCCAGGAUCACAACGAAGUGCACCGUGACGAACUGCCAAAAGGGUUGGAGCGUCUCAGCAACCGAACAGCGGCAGGGGUUGUGGAGCUGGAAGAGUUCUUGAACUUCGUAAAGGGCUACGAAGCGCGACAGGACAACUUCUACAAGAGCCCCUUGGCCGAAAACGCUGAAAACGAGGUCCUUCAGUGGCGCACCUUUGAAGAAGCGGAUUUGGACAACUCCGGCACCAUGGAGGCGGCCGGCCUCCAGAAAUGA
Molecule: messenger RNA, 419 nt
Organism: Cladocopium goreaui
Lineage: Eukaryota; Dinophyceae; Suessiales; Symbiodiniaceae
Source: the annotation of a GenBank genome assembly